UUGCAGAGGAAUAAUACAAUGAGUACAGAUAAAAGUAUACUUCUUUGUUGCUUUCUGCUUAAAUAUUUUAUGUGUUGCCAUGGAAUAAUUUGGGAUGACCUAGACCUCCCACCUCAGCAUCUUCCUGGCUUAUUCAACUUGAUUCCACACUUGAAGGAAGAGUGUCGUCAUGAUGCGUCUUGCAAUUUUAAGGCACACCUCAACAGUUCAACUUGCUGGAGCUAUCAAGAUGGCUGCCAUUUUACCAGGAGCUGGAGUUAUUCCCAGCCUAUUUGUAAUGGAGAUAGCAGAGGAUGGGUUACAUCAAAGAAGGAGCAGCUCGAGCUUUUCUACAAGCAAGCUGACUUCGGCUUUGUAGAAGAACAGCGGCAGCAGCUUCGUGACUUCUGCCACUCAGAUGUGAAAUCAGGGCUGGUGAGCAGACUCGAGUGCACUGACCACCUCAAAUUCUGCCGAGGCCAACACAUUUGGCUGAACCUCACAAGCUUGGCCACGCGCAGCCAGCCUGUGCGCUACCACAUGGAUGUUCUCAGCUCCGGUGAUGUCCAGGUGUCUUGCUUCUUGUCAGCUGUGAGUUUGUACCACCACUUCUGCGACUUCGUUAAUCUUUACAUGUCUCAACAUGUCAACGCCAGCGACGUCAACGCUUUCUCCACCGACGUUCAGGUUUUGAUCUGGGAAACAUACCCUUACGUGUCGAGCUUCGCUGCCGCGUGGCGAGCCUUCACGCGCCACCCCGUGCGCACCCUCGCAGACUUCGCAGGGAAACGCUUGUGUUUCAAACUUGUGAUGUUCCCACUGCUUCCCCGCAUGAUAUUCGGCCUUUACUACAACACGCCUUUGGUGUGGGGCUGUGAACGCAGUGGGCUGUUCCACGCUUUCAACCGCCACAUGCUGCACAGGCUGCGGGUGCCUCCGAGCAUCGCGCUGCCCGUCGUCAGGGUGACUCUCCUCGCCCGCCACACGCAGCACCGACGCAUCCUCAACCAGCGCCAGUUGGUGCAGGCAGCGCGUAGCAGGACUGACAUCGUCUUUAAUGUCGCGGAGUUUGAGCACGGCCAGGACCUGGUGCUGCAGCUGCGCACGAUAGCCGCAACAGACGUGCUGGUGGGCAUGCAUGGAGCUGGCCUCACGCACCUCCUCUUCCUGCCAGACUGGGCAGCCGUCUUCGAAGUGUAAGACUUGAGUCUCCGGGCAAAUGAAGUUAGGACUUAAGUCUCCAGGCAAAUGAAGUGUAAGACUUGAGUCUCCAGGCAAAUGAAGUUAAGACCUAAGUUUCCAGGCAA
Messenger RNA from Hyalella azteca, 1286 nucleotides. RefSeq names its product EGF domain-specific O-linked N-acetylglucosamine transferase (gene Eogt). The transcript is spliced from 9 exons. Gene Ontology annotation, cellular component: endoplasmic reticulum lumen. The record is from RefSeq and is a predicted model, not a curated record. NCBI's taxonomy places the organism in Eukaryota, Metazoa, Arthropoda, Malacostraca, Amphipoda, Hyalellidae. Bases 19 to 1179 code for a protein of 386 amino acids. Gene Ontology annotation, molecular function: protein N-acetylglucosaminyltransferase activity.